GCCGCCGGAGGCCGCGGGUAGCUAUGGCGACGCCGUGGCGCUGGGCCGCCGCCGCCGCGCUGCUCCUGGCGAUGGCGGCGCCGCCGCCGCCCGCCCGCGGCUUCUCCCUCCCGCUUCAGCGGCCCGGCGACUGCGGCGACACCCGCUACUUCGACAUCUCCCGCCUGGCCUGCGGGCCCUGCGGGCCCCACCAGCGACAGAGCGCCGGCGGUAGUUCAUGUGUAUGUCAAACAGGAUACAGGACGGUUUCUAGUAAUGGUGGGUCCUCCAUUAUUUGUGAAAAAUGCCCAGAAAAUAAGAGCGGAGUUACUCAAGAUGGAUGGAAUUGUAUUACUUGCCCUAAAGGCCUAACUUCAGAAGGAAAAUGUAAAUGCCUCCAUAAUGAAAUAUUAGUGGAAAGAAGUAUCGAUGGCAUUUUGCUUAAUGAAGCAUUGUGCAUACUUUGUAAUGGAAGUGAGAAAUCGUUCUCUGCUUCAGAUGUAUCAGGAAAUAGGUGUGUAAGGUGUGAACAAACAUUCAUCAAUGCAAGCAAGUCUUGUGACUGCAGCAGCCCAAACAUUUUAACUGGGGGAUUGUGUUUCAGUGCUAGCGACAGCUUACCCCCAAAGGGAGUUGCAACUGUUCGUUUUGGACAGAUAGGUAUAACACUGACAUCAGCAUGGUUUCUGAAAAACCUGCAAUCCUCAGCCUCUGCCUGUUGGUUGUACUCCAAUCUAACAGCAUGCCAAGCUCUUGGAAAUAUGUGUGUAAUGAAUAUGAAUUCAUUGAGUUCUUCAAGUACUGAUGCCUGUGGUUUAUUUCAGUAUAUUUACGUCAAUACAGCAAGGCUAGGCAUUGUUCAUUCAAUAGCCUUCUGGAGGCAUAAUCUUCCAUGGCUCUAUUACGGUGAUCAACCAGGAUUAGCAUCCCAAGUGCUUGAGGCAAAUCAUUUCCCUACAGUCUUCAGUUUUAAAGGAACAGAUAAGGAUGUAAAGCUGCAAUUUAUAGCGGCCUCAUUUGAUGCAGCAGGAAACUUUCUUAAGUGGCAAAAUUUGGAAGGAGGCAUCUUACAGCUUUGUCCUGAUACCCAAACUAAAUUGAAUGCAGCUUAUGCAUUUGGAACAACUUAUGAACAAAGUUGCAAAAUUUCAGUUUCCAAGAUUUUGCUGGAUUUUCCUAAUCCAAUCUUUUAUGACCUAUUCCUUGAAUAUAAUGGUGACAACGGACAACAGAAUCUUUGGGCAGUGCCAGUUUUAAACUUGAAUCUUCAAUACAGCGAAAUGUUUGUUAAUCAAGGCAGUAAUAUGAACAACUGGCUUUUGACUCGUCGAUUUUUUUUGGUGGAUGCACUAAGUGGAAAAGAGAAUGACUUGGGAAAACUACCAAGAGUAAUUCGGAUUGCUAGCAAAAUAACAAUAAGUAUUCGUCUGGUAUCCCAUACUCAGAGAGGAAUGAUCUACCCUCCUCUAAUUACUGUUGCUUACACAGAUGUGCUUGUCCAAAACCCUGAAACCCAGAGUGUGAUGGUUUCCUUCUCAGUCAGUUAUGAAAUGAAUCAGUCAGAGGCUCAGAUUCAGACUGAUAUCGCAUUGGGUGUGUUGGGUGGGCUUGCAGUGUUAUGGUCCCUUCUCAAGACUGCAGGCUGGAAGAGGCGUACAGGAAGCUCUAUAAUUGACUUGCAGACAGUUUUCAAGUUCUUACUGUUUUAUGCUGGAGACCUUGCCAACGUUUUCUUUAUCAUCACAGUGGGCACAGGGAUUUACUGGCUUGUGUUCUUCAAAGCUCAGCAGUUUGUCUCUGUCCUGUUACCGCUUCCAUCUCAAGAGGAAGAGUUUGUUACAUACAUAGCAUGUGCAUUUAGUUUAAAGGCUUUGCAAUUCUUACAAUUGCUGGUUUCACAACUUACUAUAGAUAUUUUCUUUAUUGACUGGGAAAGACCUAAGGGCAAAGUUCUUAAAGCAGUUGAAGGUGAAGGUGUUAUUAAAAGUGCUGCUGCACCUGUGAGCAUAUGGAGGACAUAUUUUAUAGCAAAUGAAUGGAAUGAAAUUCAGACAGUGAGGAAGAUAAAUCCCCUCUUUCAAGUGCUUGCCGUUCUUUUUUUUCUGGAGGUGGUGGGAUUUUCAAACCUGGCUUUAAUGGACUCUUCUUCCAGUCUUUCAAGAAGCAGUGAGGGUUACAUAGCUCCUUGGAGCCGCAUUUUAAGAUUUGGUGUGUCUGCUGCACUCUGGCUAGCCAUUGCCUUCUUACAGAUUAUAUUUUUUUCUGUGAUUUAUGAAAGAUUUGUUGAAGAUAAGAUAAGCCAAUUUGUUGAUUUGUGCUGCAUGAGCAAUAUUUCAGUGUUUCUCUUGUCACACAGCUGCUUUGGUUAUUAUAUCCAUGGUCGCUCUGUGCAUGGACAUGCAGAUACCAAUAUGGAAGAAAUGAAUAUGAACCUAAAGAGAGAAGCAGAAAACCUAUGUAGUCAGAGAGGUUUGUUACCAAACACAGAUGGCCAGACAUUUCAGAUUUCCAUUUCAAGAAAAAUGCGACUUCACUAUGACAGGAUUCAUGAAAGCCUAACAAGAAAACGUGGUCCUGCUAGGCUUUUGGACUCAUCUGCAAAUACUUUUGAACAAAGCACGAGGGCAUACAACACCAUGAACAAAUUUCUCAGUUCUUUUAUUGAUCACGUUCAUAAAGAAAUGGAUUAUAUUGUUAAAGAUAAGUUGCUGCUUGAGCGGAUUCUUGGCAUGGAGUUCAUGGAACCAAUGGAGAAAAGUAUUUUUUAUAAUGAUGAAGGACACUCUUUCAGUGAUGUUCUCUAUUACGGCAAUGAGACAACGCUGCUCAUCUUCGAUAUCCUGUUUUUCUCCAUUGUGGAUCUGGCUUCCCAAAGUUUUGUUUUAGCAGCUAUUCUAACAUAUUUGCAACAAGAGAUAUUUAGGUUUAUUCGUAAUACACUUGGGCAGAAGAAUUUGGCAUCCAAGACCUUGGUGGAUGAAAGAUUUCUCAUUUAAUUAAGAAGAUGAAAAACUUUGUUGAGGAGUUAAUCAUGGAAAUUAUGUCCAAGAUCAAAGACCUGCAGAUUAAUUGUAGUGCACUUUUUGAUAAUAAUAAUGUAAUGGUUUUGAAAUGUAUCAUUUUUUAUAUUAUGUACUAUUAAGCUUUAUUUUUGUAUAUUUACAAAUCUUUUUUAAAUUUGUGAACACUAAGCCAUAGGCCCUUAAAAGGAAAGGUACGUGAAAAUAAGACAGAAGUAAACUUACUGUUGUUAUUAUUAGAAUAAGAUCAAAAUUAUUUAAUGGCUUUUGGUAAGAUAUGGACCUCCCACUUUGAGGCAAUAAUUUGAGAGUUCCAGUUGGCAGCAGAGGUUGCCAACUCUUUAAGUUUUCUGAUAAUUCCUUAAAUCUUUUUUCUUUAUUUUUUCAAUUUAUUUUGAGGUAUAAUGUUUAGCAAAAAUAUUUCCAGUUCUACACAGCACAUGAUUUGUUCUCAAUUAAGUUAAUAUUUCAGGAGGGCUUUUUAAAGAUCACUUAUUUACAGCGACUAUAACUUGAAAUUUUAACUGUUCUUUAUUGUGUCAUAGCAUUGUAUGGUUUUGUGUCUUCUCUUGGAGUUUAUUGUUGUUUUUCUUGGGUGUGGACUACACAUGACUAAGUUUCCUUGUGUUUGAGAUACAGUAGUGUUACAGCGAUGCAGAAAAACAGGCUGGUUAUGAUAGAGCAGGGGAGAUGGUGAUAGGCAUUUGGGGUUUGUUCCUGAUCUUUGGUCAGCUGAUGCGAGAUGCCCAGCGAAAUACAGUAAUUCUUCACUGCUGUUUCCACACGAGUGAAAUAGAAGCAAUUGUUCUUAUUCUUUUAGAAGUGUUUUCACAGGUGCCUAUAUAUGCUCAGGUACCUCCGUCUCUCUUAAUUUUCUGGCUUUAUUAUCUUUAGAUAUAACGCAGAGACCAUAAUCACUUUAUCGUCAUCAUAUUUUUGGAAUUUAGACAAGUUAAUAAUUAUUCAAGUGCCACUUAUUAAGUGUUAUGGGAGAUUACAAAUGGCCUUCAAAACACCUUAAAGUGAGGUGCCUACCUCCCAUUUGUAUCUCUGAAAAGUCUCCCUACCUUUUUAAAACUGUACUUUUCAGUAAAUGGUUAAACAUGAAUAGUGUUUGCUGUUUUUAUAGCUGUUACUCGUCUUUAGAUGAUUCAACAAGGGACUUUAACCAGCAAAACCACCAUAAAAAUGUAAGUUGAGGUUAUCAUGCUUAUUCCGAAACAGAGACUGAGGACAUGAUUAGUUGGACCUAGCAGAUUUCCAAUGCGGACAUGCUUAUCUGAGCUGAAGCAGCACUGAAUUUCAGGUGUUUCUUGCUUCAUAAAGAGGAACAUGUUGUCUUGUUGAUACCAUAUCAUAUCAUAUUAUGAAGCUUACAGUAAAAUGGACGUAAAUCUCAGGGUCACUGUUGCUCUAAUGCAUUUGCUUUUGGUGCUGCAAAAGCCAUGUAGCUUGCUAGUCCAAAAUAGUUGCUAUUAACUGAUAGGCUGUGUCUGCCAGUGAGGCUGUAACAAGGCAGAUAGAUAACUGAAGAGUUGAUUUUCAGCAAGAAAAUCAUUUAUUAACAUGCAGUUUAGCGUGGGCAUUUCCAUGUCAUGCUUUCCUUACUUUUGUCUGCUUAUGUGCACAAUUCUUAGUUUGUUGGUGCACGCUAUGCCUCAAAAAAGGUGUGAAUACAAAGCUUCCAACAGAGUGAAAUGUCCACGAUAAAUAAAAUUAAGGUUGUUGCCUGUGUAGUGAAUGUAGUCAUUAAAGUGUACAUUAGGUUCUGGAUCUGUUAAAACAGCCAAAAUUCAUAUUUCUACUGAGUACCAUGACGGUAUGUCUUCAUUAGUUGUGAGGUUUCUGUCAUAUUUCUUGUCUGUGAUCUACUGGGUGCCAAAACUUUAAACUAAGCAAAGGACCCAUCUGAAAAAGGGUCUGCAGUAGGACAUUUGCAAGGCAACAUCAGGCUCACGUGAUGUCCGUGUAUUUCUUUGGUUGACGUCUUUGCAUAGCUUAGCUAAACUUAAUUAAACCUCCCAAAUCUUACAAGUCCCACUGAAAUGUCAGUGUGCAGGAGGAAAUAUAAGCUUUCUCAUGUGACCAUAUUUAUUCAAGAUGACUGAUGUGACUGAAGGGGUGUAGGAAGUUGCUGCGGUCCAUGAAUGAGAAAGUAUGACCCGAAUGAAUUACCCAAAUACAGGUCUGUUCUGACUGCCGUUUUCCAGCAAUAGUGCUGUGCAUCAUUGUCAACGGUAACAGGCACAAGCUUUUCCUCUCUGUGAAUUCUGUUGAUGUGUUCAUAGUCGUGAAGUUAUUCUAGGGAACGGAACCGCACUUCAAACAUACCUUCUCCAGAAUAGGCUGGUUUAUGAUCAACUUCAGUCAGAAUAACUAAAACAUAGUAACCAGACCCAAGUAGACCAGGGAAUGUCAGCAAGAAAAAUGAAGAUGCGAUUGUGCCAUCUGUAGACACAGACGUGUAGUUUUUAGUUAGUCUGGUACCAGCAGAAAUGGAGAGGUUUCCGCAUGGGGGCUCGCACUCUGUACCCUGUUCUCAAUGCUUUUGCUAACCAGGUACACCUUUCCGUGCAAAAAUCGUGCUUUGUGAUUGCUUUAGAUGUGCCUUUAAUUAUCUGCUGCUCAGAACAUCAUGUGAAAGCAUUAAUGACCCUGCACUUUGCAGGAACUACUGUUAAAGGCAACCGUUGUUACAGAUAAAUGACAAAUUAAUCUAAAAAUGUCCUGUCAAAACAGUUCAGUCACUUGUCCCCCUCUUUCUCCUCAGUGCACACACUACUCUGUUGUGUUUUAUUUUUCCAGGUCAUUUAUCUAAAAUGUUAAUAUGGCUAACAUAGGCACUGUAAAUGAUUUAGGAAAUAAUUACAGGAGUCAAAAGCUCCAGGAAUUCAUAGAAGCUUUUCUUCAUUCUUGCUGUCCAAUGAACACUUGAAACAGGUUGACUGCGCUUUGUUCUCCUAUUGCUUGAUAUUUGUUCAAGAAAUAGCUCUUGUGACUGUAGUUCCAACUGAAUGUUUUUCCUUUUUUAAAAUUAAUAUGCAGCUACAAUGUGUUGUUCAUGUGAUGAGCGUCCUUCGAGUUUCAAAAUGUUGUACUCACGUAGCAUUUCAAAGUCUCAUAUCUGUCCCGCUGAGCAAUAAAAAAUUGUCGAGGAUUGGAGAAGGUUUUUUUACACUCAUUAAAUCAGUUGACCAAAGCCUACAACGCGCUUUUCCUUCCAUGAACAUGGGAGGUUUCAGAGCAGGGCAGGAGGCUGCUGCUGGCUCUGCAGUUCCAGAGAAGCUCCGUCAGGACAAGCGUAAGAAAGGGAUUUUGCAGUCGGUGUGGCAUUGGGGGGGAUAUGGUUCUGGAU
Chroicocephalus ridibundus (black-headed gull) is the source of this 6354-nucleotide messenger RNA. It is a transcript of the gene TMEM67, whose product is annotated as transmembrane protein 67. Gene Ontology annotation, cellular component: ciliary transition zone; MKS complex. The record is from RefSeq and is a predicted model, not a curated record. The transcript is spliced from 28 exons. Gene Ontology annotation, biological process: cilium assembly. Lineage: Eukaryota; Metazoa; Chordata; Aves; Charadriiformes; Laridae. Bases 24 to 2975 code for a protein of 983 amino acids.